AUGGAAUAUGAAGGAGAAACAUUUCAUUUGACAGAGUACCAAAUAAAUAAAACGAUUAAGGCUUUCAAAUAUUUAGAUAAAAAAAAAAAGGGACUCUUGAAAUUUGAGUAUGAAUAUAAAUAUAAUAAAAAUACCAAACCCAAUUUAAGUUUAUUAGGGAAGUUGCUGAGAUGUAGUGGAUAUAAUGUGUCUUUACAAGAAAUCGAUAAAAUAAAGAUGAUCUUAAAAGAUAAUAAAAUAAAAGAAAAAAAUAUAGAAACAAAUGAAAAGAGAGAAGAUGAAAUAAUAAUAAAUGAAAACAACGAAAUUUUAGAUAAUGAUAUGAUAAAUAGCCAAAUGAAAGAUACAAAUGAAAAUGAUGAAAGUAAUAACAUAUCUAAGCUAUUAAAUAAUUUAAAAAAUUAUGAUAAUUUUAUGGAAUUAGAAAAACAAAGAGAAGAAUUAAAAAGAAAAGAAGAAGAAAAAAAAAACUUAUUUAGUAUAAAAGAAUUUUUUAGAAUUAUACAAAUUCCAAAUAUAACCAAUGAAAUAAAACCAGCGAGUGUAUUAAAUGCUUUUGAAAUAUUUGAUGAAAAAGGUGAUGGAAAAAUAUCUAUCAAAAAAUUAAGAUUUAUUCUUCAAUAUUUAGGAGAGCCAUUAAGUAAUUCAGAGUUUGAUGAAUUUUUUGAAUGGCUUAAAACAAAAGAAAAAGUAUAUAAGACUGAUUAUAUAAUAUACGACGACCUGCUAAAUGAACUAAUAAAUAAAGACACAAUUAUAUAA
Messenger RNA from Plasmodium vinckei vinckei, 762 nucleotides. Its product is annotated as calmodulin, putative. NCBI's taxonomy places the organism in Eukaryota, Apicomplexa, Aconoidasida, Haemosporida, Plasmodiidae. The transcript is spliced from 3 exons. The record is from RefSeq and is a predicted model, not a curated record. The coding region runs from base 1 to 762 and encodes 253 amino acids. Gene Ontology annotation, cellular component: myosin II complex. Gene Ontology annotation, molecular function: calcium ion binding.